AUGCAUGAUUCCGAGGGGAAUGAUGACUGGUACCUGUGUGCCAUCGCUGACUUUGAUGGUAGUGUGCAUUCGGGCUAUGUCCCCGCGGCUUACUUGCAUAUCAUUGAGGAUGAGUCUGCGAACGAGAUGAUGGAGGAUGCCAUGACCGACGGAGAAACGCCAGAUGAUGUGUUGCCGUCAAUGCCGGAGUCGAUUGCAGAAGCUGACGAGGAGGAUGACGAUGACUCAUACCUACCACCCCCACCACCAGAACCAAUGGAAACUCUAGAGGAGGUGCCCUCAGUCCCGUCUCUGCCAGAGUUACCUGCACCUCCUCCGUCCGAGCCUUUGAAACCUCUUGAGGAGGUGCCCUCAGUCCCGUCUGUGCCACAGUUACCUACACCCCCAGUCCUCCCGGAGACACCUUCAACCCCAACCAUUCCAGUGAUUGCGAUAGCGGCUGGAUUGGCCUCCGCUGCCCAGGCGAAUUUGCGCGCCAAAAAGAACCAAUCAGAACCCGGGAAGAAGGCUGUCAUGGUCCAGUCCGAUUUGCGCGCCAAAAUUAUGCAAUAUGAGCCAAUCAGCUUAGCGAGAUAUGAGUACGCCAAUGCGCACGCGUUGCACGGCAUGAGUUACACAGUGGGCUGUGGUGUGUGA
This is a messenger RNA of Sphaeroforma arctica JP610, 636 nucleotides long. RefSeq lists its product as hypothetical. NCBI's taxonomy places the organism in Eukaryota, Ichthyosporea, Ichthyophonida. The record is from RefSeq and is a predicted model, not a curated record. The transcript is spliced from 6 exons. The coding region runs from base 1 to 636 and encodes 211 amino acids.